CGUGACGUAGGAGGGAGCUGUGAGGGAUGAACAACAACCACGUGAGUCCACGGCGCGCAUCCUUGAGGAGCGGACAGCCGCUCCGGCAUUAAGACGGAGAGACAGAGAGAGUGAGAGAGAAAGAGAGAGAGAGGAAUGGAAUUUGUGGUAUAUUCCAUGACAGUACCAUGAGUGACAUUCCUGAAAACUUUGAGCCCAAAAAUCUCCUUGUGGAAGGCGUGCGGACAGGCCGUAUGGGAUGGGUGGAAGCCGCCCUCGCUUCCGGAGCCACCACAGACAUUCAGCUGGCUCAAGAUGAUAUUACAACGCCAAAUGGCUCUCUCCUGGCUCUGGCAGCGGCCCAGGGUCAUGAUCAUCUGGUACCCUUCCUCCUUGGUGCUGGAGUUGAUGUGGAUGACGGCAGAGGGUUAGGGUACACACCUCUUCAAGUGGCGGUGCAUAAGGGUCACGAUAGAGUGGUUGACGCUCUCAUGAAGGCACAGCCGAAACGUCCAAAUGUCAAUGCUCAAGAUAUAGAUGGUGUUAGCACGCUUCACAUCGCCGCCCGGAAGGACAGGGUAUACUGCGCCAAGGUUCUAAUAGACGCGGGGGCAGAUAUAAAUGUCCGGGACAAAAGCUUGAGAACUCCUCUACACGUCUCAGUUUAUGCCAAUUCCACGAGUAUCAUGAGGCUUCUUCUGGAUGCUGGGUGUGAUGAAAAUGCCAUCAACGAUAAAGGCUUAUCAGUGCUCCAUGUCGCGGCACUCUGCGGAAACGAGAUAGCGGUCCAAGAACUACGCAUGGCAGGAAUUCAGGCGGAUGGGAAGGAUACCAUGGGACUCACGCCGGAGGAUAUAGCAGAUACCUGGGGAAGUCAUGGUACCGCCUGGCUCCUCCGUAAGAUGCCCAAAGCAACAAUUACCACCAACACUAUAGAUAAUCCUUCUUGCUCUGAUAUUAUGAUGCGAAGGAGUUGGGACGAAUACGAAAUUGAAGGAAAGAAGACAUUCACGUGGAUGAGGCCAGGUUUAGCGUACCUACUAGAGGCCAAUACUCCGGUAAACCGCGACCCUCACUACCAAGACGAAGCAGGUUUAACGCCGAUCCAUCGGGCGGCCGAGCUUGGUUUAACUCAAAUGGUUAGGGCUCUCUCCAAAUCCACCUGUUCUUAUGCUGGAGCCAUAACCUAUGCAGGUGACACACCUGCCCAACUAGCAGAAAGGGCCGGUCACACUUUGCUGGCCCAAGAAUUAUCGGCAAUGGCAUCGGUGAAGGAUGAUCGUUCGCCAAUUGAGCUUUACUGGAAACUUCUCAUCACCAUCAGCGUCAGCGACGACGUAGGGGAGGCAGGGAAGCUGUUGUCCUCAGGAGCACCGCUGCAGGCUACCAAAGACCUCCGCACUGACGCCAUGGUCCUUGCCAUCACCUGUAACAGGCCUCGCAUUGUGACCCUCUUGGCGGCAGCAGGGGCGCCUCUCACCACAAUUAGUGGAGGCCUUUCUUUGCUGCAGGUUGCCUGGCUUACCCCUGACGUCACUACACGCGUCAGGGUCCUCAUCACAAGAAUUUUCCUGAACGUCCUGAAGGUUGAGCAGGAUCGUGUACGACCACAAGACUCGCUGCUGCAUAGUGGCAUGGAUUACCUGUUGGAUGGUCUCAGGAGCGAUGCGCCGGUCAAGACUGCCUGGCCUUUCCGAGACAAAGUUUAUAGUGACUUGACGAACCUCCUGGUGGCCGCCGCCCGCAACAACUGUCCCCUCACCGCCACUUUCCUCAAACUAUGUGGUGGAAUGGCCUUUAAGCAGAACGACCAAGGGACGACUCCUCUGCACGCCGCGCUGGAGGCCAACCACUUAGGGAUGGCAAGGGUGAUGGUGCGAGACUUAGGCGCGUGUCCGUAUGUGGCCGACUCCCAAGGGAAUCUUCCGCUUGACCUCCUUCAGCCGGAAAUGAAGAAGCAGGUGGAGGAGGAAAUUUAUGAACAAGAGAGGCACAAGAUCGAGAACUAUCAAGAAAAAGAAAAAGAUCAGGAAGACAAGAAUACUUAUCAAGACGUUUUGGAGGUGCUGGAGACUUUGUUUGCCAAACACGUUGGUUUAUCCGAAGACACUCCACCUGAGCCCCUGCUGACCCAAACCCUUUUAGUGGCCAGUCGUCGCGGCAUGCAUCUGCUGACCUAUUUGGUAAUCAAAGUGGGCGGAUUGUCCAUCAACACUGUGGUGGAUCCAAUGCAAGACUCCACUGCUUUACAUCAGGCGGCAUCCCACGGGCACUCGGUGUGUGUGGCACUCUUGUUGAGUCUGGGGGCGUGUGUACUCCAGCAAGACCGCUAUGGCCACACAGCUGCCCACUUGGCUGCAAUGUUUUGCCACAAACUGACCUACAGACUACUCAUAAAAGAGAUGGACCAGCAGAACUUGUUAAGUCGUGCGAGUAAGACUCACCGGCAAGUCGCACAAGAUUUUAAGGCAUACCUGAAGCUUUACAACAAGGUGAAAGUGGUUGAUCCUCAAAAAUCCCUCAGGUUCAACGACACAAAUGUGGCAAUCAGAGAGCUGCUCAAGGAGGAUAACUUCUGCAACAAGUUAAAAAAGCUGAAGAAAUAUAUUGUCGACUUCAGCCAAGGAGAGGCAAAGGAAGUGAAGGAAGCCGUGGUGAAAGAGGUGGGCGCCUUGGUAUCUCAUGUGGCCGACCAAAAUAGCCUCUAUGAUGGUCGACUCGUCCUGGUUGGCAGUUCAGCAGAUAACAGCCGCCUUUAUGCUCCGGACGAGUUCGACAUGAACCUAGUGGUGUCAGGGAUCGAGGGUGUCGAGAUGAGGAUAGAGGAGCUGGCCUCUCACGAGGUGCUUCUUCAGGGUCACCCUCUUAGGGCACGAGUGAGAGCGGAUCAUUCGGGGCUCCAGGGCAUCGCCUUCAAGAACAACUUUUACCAUCUGAUGAAGAGCUGCCUGAUGACGCGCCGCACCUGUGACUCUAGACUUAGCUACGUGCCCCCAGGACUGGAGAGAACCCAGGUAGGGGUGGCACUGAGCUUUGCGUGGCAAGGGGAGACGUAUCCGCUACUACUGGUUAGUGUUGAUGUAGUCCCGGUGCUUGGCGUCCCCUGGCCGACCUGGUUGGAGCGGCCGCCCCCUCGCUCCAGACUCCCUGUCGGAGGUUUUCCUCACCAACACGGCGGAGGAUGAAUGGCGCCUCAGCCUGGCGGGUGCCGAGGCCGAGGUGUUGAGUGCCCUAGCCUGGGAGGACCGAGCGGUGUACAUGUCCUGUAAGAUGGUUCUUUCCUACCUGAAGGCGGAGCGAUGGAUGCCCAAGCCCGUCAAAGACUCUCUGUGCUGGUGGGACUCCCGUAAAUGGAGGAUCACGGUGCCCGCCGUGUUUGGCGUCAAGAACUGCUUCUUGAGGCAACUGGAAGCCAAACGGGCGGGGAAGUUUGAAUGGCCGAGGGACAGACUGGCCGCCGUUGCCACUCUCUUGAGGGGAAUGUGUACAGACUUUAAGGAUCCCACUAACGGCCAGGAGUCCCUUGUGCCCAUCAAGGUUUACGCUUACUUUGGGGGAGCGUUUGAGAAACCCAAGAUGGGCGAGGGCGCUCCGGCGAUCAUCGAAGCUUUUAAAAUGAACAAGCAGAAAAGGAGGUAUUGAGAAAGUCAUUUGUAAAUUUGCAUAGAAAAUGGUUUAUUAUGAAAUGUUUCUUAAUAAUUUCUUUCGGUUAUACUUCAUCAAUUUGCUAGGAGCAGUAUGAUAUAUGAAAAUAUGUACAUAUAGGUAUUUUCAGAGGUUUUCUAGAUCAAUGAAGAUGUAGAGUAAUGGUAUCAUCACAUAUAGUAAUGAAAGCAUUAUUAUGUAACCUUCAUAUAUACAAAAUAUUGUUUAUAUCCAUAUUGAGGUGAUAGAAACGCUGAGUGCAUGUUGUGGAGAUACCGCUGAGAAAAGAUUACCAAAAUACUUUAUGACAGAGAGAGAGAGAGAGAGAGAGAGAGAGAGAGAGAGAGAGAGAGAGAGAGAGAGAGAGAGAGAGAGAGAGAGAGAGAGAGAGAGAGAGAGAGAGAGAGAUUUCUGAAGGAUAGAAUUAAUUACUGUAAUCUAAUAAUGAAGAAUAGCAGUCGCUUGCCGGUCAGCCUGCUUCAUAAAGCGAUAGCUGACAAAGUACUGCUUGCUACGGUGAUCUGUAUUGAAUAAUCUUUGAUAGAAAAUCAUAUAAUUUAACUUUUGAUUUUCUGUCAUUUCAUCGUACGUUUGUCUCGAAGGAAUCAAAUCUUAUCUGUUUUAAAAUUUGAAAAUGUAUUAAAACGAAGACUUUG
Molecule: messenger RNA, 4280 nt
Organism: Scylla paramamosain (green mud crab)
Lineage: Eukaryota; Metazoa; Arthropoda; Malacostraca; Decapoda; Portunidae
Product: ankyrin-1-like
Exons: 7
Coding region: 168-3164 (998 amino acids)
Biological process (GO): protein localization to ciliary inversin compartment
Cellular component (GO): ciliary inversin compartment
Molecular function (GO): protein binding
Source: RefSeq, a predicted model, not a curated record